CAGUAGAGAGCAAUAGAAAACCUCGCGUCACAGCAGACCUCAUUAAUAUCCGCCUUAAUGUUUUAUGGACAGUCGGUGUCGAUCGCCCCGGCAUUGAGCCGGCGUUCAACCGAGUUUAGACUGAAACAAACAGGAUCACACACAGACCACUCUGGGACCAGAACUUCCUCUGAACUGGCUCUGACGGAUCAGACAGCCUGAAGAAUACUGGGUAAACUUUACUGUCAAUGAAAACUAUGAAAUAUUCUUUUAAAGUUGGAUUUUAAUCACUGAAACAACCGGAGAGAACAAAUCCUCCAAUAGGACCAGAAACUAGACUGGACCUAGUCCUGGACUCUGACCAAUCUCAGUUUUAACCAGGAACCAGAACCAGAAUCACUCUGUUCUUUACCAGGACCAGGAUCUCUAUAACAAGGACUUCUAUAAGAAGUGUAUAGAAGUCUGAAAGUGAAUCUUUGACCAGAACCGACAGUCAGAUCUGACCCUGGUCCUGGUCCUGAUCCAGAAUCUUCAGCGAGACUCAGAGAGACGAACAAUCAAUCAGAUCAAAUACUCCAAGUAUACAGAAAACUAUGAGCACCAGACGGGACGGAGGAGGAAGAGGAGGGAGGGAGUUCUUCGUCAGUGCUCACCGCUGCCCUGAAGUUGACCUGCUGCCUCAUCACGACUCUGAGACACAAAUCCCUCCUCCAUGUUCACUAGUUCCUGUUGAGAAGAGCUCUGAGUUCACCUAUACAGGUCAGUCUGAGGCGAAUUACCUGGACGUCUCCUCCAUCUGUCGCUCUGAGGAAGAGGAAGGGGAGGAGGAAGAGGGGAGUAUCAGCGACUGGUCGGAGGAGGAUCUUUCCCUCCACUUCUCUCCCUCUGUCAUCCUCCCAUCAGAUGAUGAAGAGUCUGAUCCAGAGAGUGGCUUCGAGUGUGUUGACAUUACCUUGGAAACGCAGGUGAAAGGUCAGGAUGGGGAGGGACUAAAGAUGGUCCCAAAACGACAGAUUCAACUGAAGAAGAAAGACGCAGAGAAAAUCAUUGACCAGGAGAAAACUGAGAAACUACAGGUGAUAACGAAGGAUGGACCUGCUGAAGGGGGAGGAGUUAACAGUGAGGUUUCAGCCAACGAGCUGCUCUGUCCCACCGUCCGUCACCGCCCUGAUCUGUUGCUACGGCAACACAGUAUGCCCACCUCCCUCCACACACGCUCAACAACCAGCAGUGAUGCCGACAGCUACAGGGUGUACAAGGGUCUGGUCGCAGCGGCCAGUCAAGGGUUUCAUGUUGAAGGAAACUUGAGGCAGCGACUGCAGAAGUCCUUCUCUUUGGACGAAACUAAAACAAAGAUGGCGUCCUGUAUCAUUAAGAAUGUUCUGUCUAAGAAGAUGCAAGUGGAGCAGAACAACUCUAAAACCUCCUACCUACAGAAGAAACCUGUGGUGUUACCUGGCCUCCCCCAGCCUGCAGAACAGCAGAGGAUGAGGGAGGGGGAAGGAGGUAAGACAGGUGGAGGUGUAUUUAAAGCCCCAGUUCAUGUGGUGAGAGACAUGAGGAGUUUAGUCAAAAACACCUACAGCCUCUCGUUCUCCACAGCUCUAACAACAACACGGAACAACAACAAGCCAACAAGUUUCAAGGUGAUUGGUCAGGAGGACAGCCCUCCACCCACCUACCAGCAGGCUGUGGGGGUCAAAAGUCACAAUGAAACAAAGAGGAGCUGUCAGGCUUCAGUUUACAGCAGCUCCACCGGAGGACACGUCGCCAAGGUUGCUGCAUCUCUCAGCCAAUCACAAGACAGCAAACAGAGCAACAUAUCCAGUUGUCCAAUCACACAGCAGAGACGAGGCAGCGAGCCAAUAAUAAGUAGAAGUAAGAUGGAUGAUGUCACCUGGCCUGAUGUGUUGUUAGACCCACCCCCCAACUCACCUGUCUGUAGUGACCCGUCAGAGCUCAGCCAAUCAGAGAGAGCCAGAGGUGUGGGUCAGCAGGCUGGGACCUCCCUUCCCCCUCUUUCCACCUCCAUCUCCAGACACCCCCAGGAGACCCAGCCUCUGCUCUCUGCCCAGGAACAGAGCGCCAUCCUGGGUGUGUCCUUUCAGUUUGUCCCCAACUCCUCCCAGCCGCUCCUCCACUCCUGCUUCUACACCCCCACCCUCCUGUCCACCUACCCCACCACCCUGUACCCUCACCUGGGUAAGGCCAGCUACGUGCACAGCCACCUAAGCUACAUUCAAACCCAGCCACAGCCCCCCCCACCUGCUCCCAACCUCCACCUGCUGAGGAGGUCUGAAGAGAACCAGAGUAGGUCAACAGGAAACACCUCCGACCAGCUGGACCACUUCAUCAAGACCUGCCCACCUCACCAGACCAGGAGCACAAUAGACCAGGGGAGUGACGGCGACAUAGUGACACCUGCAACAAAGGAGCAACAUGAGCAACAGAAACUUCAGCAGCAGCAGUUUCUUUGUAGCUUUCAGGGUUCAUUACCUGCACAAGUGGAUAAUGGCUUUGUUGUUGACGUCACAGGUUCUGCUGCAGCCCGCCUCAGUGGCCCUGCCCCCUGUCACGUGAUGUUAGACCCUAAAAUUGGGCGGUGCUUCUAUGUGGACACACCCCCACAACCUCAGAGAAAGAUGCUGCUGGAUCCAGAAACUGGUCAGUACAUCCAGGUGUUCCUACCUGCAGCCAGCUCCUCCUCCAACACCGGUGUGUUCCCAGUGUGCUGUGCAAACCCCGCCUCCAUUCUGAUAAACCCCGCCCCUUCUGCGACAAACCCCGCCCCCGCCGUGCUGUCAGCGAUGCAGUUUCAGCCAACAGUUGCCAUGUCCUCCCUGUACACCUCCCCCUGCCUCCCCUUCACCGUGCACACACCAUCAGUGAACUUCACACAUACAGCACCAUGAUGGAUGACAUCACAAUCUGUAUGAUGACAUGCCAUCUUCGUCUGCGGCCAGAAAAAUUUUAAUUCAGCAAAUAAACAGAGUCUCAUUGUAGCCGGAGUAAACUGGAGUAAACUGAACCUGAAACAUCCUCCUCUUUAAUCUCUUAUUGUAACUUUUAUUGUAAUUCUCCCCUCAGUCUGACAGUAGAAGCUCUAAUAAUAAUUGGACUCUUAUUGUGAAAGUUUCCCCAGUGAUCAUUAUAGGACUCUUAUUGUGAAAGUCUCCCCUCAGUGUUAAUAAUCGGACUCUUAUUGUGUAAAAUCUGUACUGACUGUAGUUGUAGGUUUUCAGAGUUUUGUCACAGAAAAAUCUAGUGGAAGUUAGAGGAACUGCAGCUCUGACUGCAGCUGAUUGGAAGCAUCAUCAAAACAUGUCAAUAAAAUAUAAAAUAAAACAAAUAUAAAAUAAAAUCAUCAGCUCUAUGAAAGUAGACAAAUUUGGUAGAGAACCUGCAGUAAUUAUAAUAUUAUUAGUAAAUUAACAAUCACAAAGGAAUUUUACAGUGUGUAAUUAGACUCUGCUCUGUUUAUUGUAGGUUGAUUAGCUGAAGUGCAGUUAGAUUAUUUGUUUAACUUUAUAUCAUAGUACUGGCAUUAUUUUUAUCUGUGCUUUCAAUUAGAUAAUUAAAUACUAGUAAAUAGGAAAUUAUGAUGAAACUAGAUACUGUGCUUUCAAUAAUAAUGGUUAUAAUAAACUAAAAAAAGAACCCUACUUAAUAUCAUAUUUAGUUUCCUUGAUGCAGAUGAUAUAUGAUGGAUAAAUGUUUUCCACAGGGUGCCGGAUCAUCUACAGAUAUUAUUCUUACGGUCUUUAGUUUUAAGAUAAUCGUGUGUUUUAUAGCAUUUUAUCAAAUCAACUCCUUUCCAAAUACUUUCUCAGUCAUGAUUCAGAAGUAUUAAUAAGCUAAAACAGUUGAUAUGUAUAAAAGUUGAACACAAAAGUUGAGGUUUGAUAUUUGAUAACAAAUUGUUCAGCGUCAGAGAAAAAUCUGUGGACAGGAAACUGGAUCCAAAAUAGAACCUAUCGUUACCCGACCCUCUACUCCAUGUGAGGAAGUGACAUUAUGGAAAAAAAUUAUAAAUUUACUUUAUUAAUUUACUGUCAUGUAUAUCUUUUGUCAGUUAAAAUAGUUAAGCUAACGCAACAGCUAACGCAGUAGCUAAUAUGUAGCUAACGUAGCAACUAACUAAGUCUGCUUGUCACUAUCUGUGUGUUAUUGAUUUGAUAUUGAUUCAAUUCAAUUUUAUUUAUAUAGUGCCAAUUCAUAACAGAAGUUAUCUCAUUGCACUUUUACUAUAGAGCAGGUCCAGGCCAGAGAGACGGGGGGAGUCUCCCGGCAGUCUAGGCCUAUAGCAACAAAACUAAGGGAUGUUUCAGGACUCACCUGAGCCAGCCCACUAUAAGCUGCCAAGCUAAAGUACGGUAGCUAACAAAACUGAAUAGCGUGUGGGAUUAGCACGAAAGUCGUUAAAAGAAGGAGAGAGCUAUGAGUGCUUCAGCAGAACUAGUGUACGUCUAAAUGUACAGCAGAUAGUUAGUCUCUGUAAUGAAGAAUCGAAAAUUAACUGUGACGAGCUAAAGCAGCAAAAAUAC
Messenger RNA from Siniperca chuatsi (mandarin fish), 4523 nucleotides. It is a transcript of the gene prob1, whose product is annotated as proline-rich basic protein 1. The record is from RefSeq and is a predicted model, not a curated record. The transcript is spliced from 6 exons. NCBI's taxonomy places the organism in Eukaryota, Metazoa, Chordata, Actinopteri, Centrarchiformes, Sinipercidae. Bases 573 to 2891 code for a protein of 772 amino acids.